Molecule: messenger RNA, 1062 nt
Organism: Ostreococcus tauri
Lineage: Eukaryota; Viridiplantae; Chlorophyta; Mamiellophyceae; Mamiellales; Bathycoccaceae
Product: Nucleoside diphosphate kinase
Exons: 2
Coding region: 1-1062 (353 amino acids)
Cellular component (GO): centrosome
Source: RefSeq, a predicted model, not a curated record
AUGCUCGCUCAAAAGGUCGAGCGACUAUCGUUCAGAGUCGAGUGGUACGACAGCGUCCAAGAGCGGUCGUACGAGCUCGUGCUCCGGGCGUACGCCGACGGUGACGUCGAGUUGAUCGAUGAGGGUAAAAAGAGAACGUUCUUACGAAAGUGCGAGCCCGAUCGAAUGAUUAAGCGCGAGGAUUUAUACCUCGGGAACGUGCUCACGGUGUACGCGAGACGGUUGACCAUCAAGGAGUACGCGGACGACGUCACUAGAAUCGCGGUGCACGAGCGGAGCGAAGAGGCGUGCGUGAUCGUCGAGAACGAUGAUAUCAACCGCGUCGGGCGGGUGAUCGCGUCGAUGCAGGCGAGCGGGAUGACAGUGGCGGAUGUGCGGACGGCAAAGUUUGACGGAAUGCGCGCCGAGGAACUGGAGACGGCGCUGCCGAGACGAGGACGGGCGCUCGCGCUCGGGUCGGGUUUCUGCGCGAUCAAGGUGAUGGGAAGAGACGCAAACACGGUGUUGGAACGGAUGUUCGGCGACGGCGUAGUUCGAUCGACGGGUGAGGAGCACGCGCGUGCGCUGAGCGAGUUGGUGGCGACAAGCUCGAGCCAGCGCGUCGCAAGCUCGACGAACUCGUCCCUGGUCGUCAUCAAGCCGAGCGGAAUGGCGCACUUGGGGGAAAUCAUAGACGUGUUGAUCGAGAAGCGCGGAUUCGAUCUCGUCCAGGUGCGCACAGCGAUGCUCACGCGAGCCGAGGCAGAGUCAUUUUACGCCGUGUACGUCGACGUCUUACCAAAGGAGGACGUGAAAAUGAUGGUUGACGAGCUCUCUGGCGGCGCGUGCGUGGCGUUACAGGUCACGCGAGUUGAGUCUCCGGAAACGCUCGUGGACGACGUCAGAGAGAUCGUCGGACCGAGAGAUCCGGAGGUCGCCAGAGCGCUUCGCCCAGAUUCGCUCCGCGCCCGCUUUGGUGUCGAUAAGAGCCAAAACGCCGUGCACUGCGUCGAUCUCCCCGAGGAUGGUCCUCUCGAAGUUGAUUUCUUUUUCAAUCUCAAACGUCGGACCGCGAUCGCGUAG